CUUCGUUGUAAUACUUGACUGUUUAUAAACGGAAUUGAAAAUGGAGAUAAGAACAGGAGCUUCUCGCCCGAAGACAGCGGGUCUCGAAUAUCAACUAAAAGGAGGCCAGGAUGAACAUCAACAUCUGUCGUCUUCUUCUAGACUAUCAGGACCGAUACGAUAUGGGAAAUAUGAAAUGCAACGCAAUCUAGCGAAAGCCAUUCAAGCAAGCGUGAUGAAUCUAGUAGAAGAACUGCCAUUUAAUGAAAGUGAAAUACCCGACCUUCUCAUCCAAGAAGGCUGCAUUACAGAGGACGAAUGCAAACAAAUACGUGAAAAAACAGACAGGAAGACUCAAGUUAGAAAGCUAAUAGUUUUGAUAAAAGGGAGAAGUUAUGAAACAAUGAAAAUCUUUUUGGAUAGUAUAAAACAUUUUUGUCGUGAGACGGUUGAGAAUAUUUGGAAACAAUACAAUGAAUUGAUGAAAGGCAAUACAAGAGGUCACAAAUGUCCUACUUGUGAACUGAAAGAGAAUGUAGAUAUUAAAUAUGUAAUAGAUUAUCUAUAUGCAAAAGAUGUUCUUAAAACUCAUUUAUUUGAUGAGAUAAGUGACAGUAACAAUAAAGUAGGCGACCAAAAUCAUCUUUGGGAAAAAGUUCUACAAGCGUGUAUCGGAAGCAAUUUCAAGCAUCUGGUGGACAGUUUGGAAGUAAAAGGACGUUACAGUCACAUUGCAAAGUCAUUAAAAGCAUACUACAGAGGCGGUUUCCAAGAUCCAAUUUGUUUAUGUUCUAGCGACGGAUUUAGUCAUAUUAGUGCACUAACCGCCAAUUUUGAUGCAAAUGAAAGUUCCGCUACCUAUUCACCAGAAAGCACAUGUACUUCAGCAUCUGACCCGGAUACUGAAGUGGAAAGUUUAUCUGACGAAAACACGUCGCUGAAGCGUCCGUUCUUAUCCAAUAGUUCUAGUACUGAGACUAUUUCUGUAAAAGAUAUAGAAAAUAUGACUAACAUUGACAUACCGAGUGAUUUCGAUUACAUCUUCAAGACAAGAUCAGAGGUAGGCAACGAUACUGAAGAAAACACGGAUAUGACGCGUAGUGCAAGUGCGCUAAGUAUAGAAACUCUCGUAGAAAACAGCAGCGUGCAUUCAUUUGUUCCUGUUGCAGAGGAUGACAACCAAGAGUUAGAAGAUGAUCAUGAAUACCUAAUCCCAGAGGAUGAGCUUGGCAACCAAACCACAUUUGAAAUAGAAUCACAUAGGUCGCUAGACGAGUCACCAACUUGCCCCUGCUUUUGUUUUAAACGUUGUAAGCAAAGAAGCGAUAUCCCAUUUCAAAAUUUAUGACGCAAAGAACAAAACUAGAAACAAAAAUAAGACUCCGAUUGCAGUGUUACAGAAUAAAGUCCGUACAAGAGGAGCAGAAUAGGACGUCCGCACAAGGUAUAUUUAUAUUUGGAUUGCAGAAGUAUAAGAGUAUCGAAAUUUGACUCCAUUACAAGAGCAACGUAAUGAGACUUCCGAACAAGAGGGGCAGAAUAAGACUCCAGAAUAAGAGGGGCGGAAUAUAACUUCAUUAUAAGUCUAGCGAAUUAAAACACCAGUACAAGAGGAUCGAAAUAAGACUCCAGUAUAUGAGGAGCGAAAUAAGACUCCAGUAGAAGAGGAGCGAAAUAAGACUCCACCAUGAAAUUAGCGGAGUAAGACUCCAGAAAAAGAGUAACGAAAUAAGACUCCAGUACUAGAGGGAACCGACAAUUCUGUCAGAGUUGUUCAAAAUAUGGAAAUACAUUCUGAAGAGUUGCUUCUGUUUAUCUUCGGAUUGCUGACUGUCAAAACCCUUUACAUUGAAAUGGAGUUUAUUUGAAGCAUUUUACUGUUUUGCCAUUAUAAAUUUAUCAAUAAUAUUAUUAUAUUACAUGUUCUUACAUUAAAAUCUAUAAUAUCUAACUUCCGUGUGAUCCGUGUACAAAUAAGUAACAGUAUACAAUAAUCAUAAUAGUGAAUAAUAGUUAUCUAAGUUUGCUUGAAUCUUUCUGUUUAAUUUCAGUGUUGUUAUAUUUUCUGGUCCUUCAGGAUCAUUGAUUUCAACCCAUUUAGAUUAGAAGAUUAAAUACUGCUUAAGCCGGUGCUAGGGGGCGUGGGCAGCGUUGUAUUUUCCAUAACUGCUCAUGAACAGACUCAAUCAAACCGAGUCUGAAAUUAUCAUUGUUUGCCUUGUUCUCGAUGCUUCCGAGGGAUCUACUUUCAAGAUUUAUUUUUAUUUAUAUAUCAUGAGCAAUCCAAGUACACAAUAGCUCAUACUAAGCCUCAAUAUGUUCAUGUAAGUAAUAUUCGCUUCUAGUUACUAAAUGUAAAAUUAAGAAAUAAUAAGUUCCCAAGUGUGGUUUAUCGUAGAAUAACCCGAAAACGAAAAACUCGGAUUAUUCUACAACAGAUCACAUUUGGGAACUUGUUAAUUCAAUUCUAACAUGACAUAACUAGUAUCAACAGUGUUAAAAAUGGUAACUACUUUUUAUGACAUGAACUACACGUGCUUCGCUCCUGGAUCAUUCUGUACUAUUCUAGAGGAUGACGUCACUACCUUGCACGUGCAUGGGUUAUCGCAAAAUAACUGUUGAUUGAUUUUCUACCAUGUGUAUAUAGGUUAUUUGCUGGUCGUGUUAGAAUUAAGAAUAUUUUUUUUAUAAUAAUACUAUUCAUGUUUUAAGAAAUAAUAUCUCAGUGGUUAUCAGAAUGUUCAGCAUAUCUACCAAUGUUUCAGUAUAAUGUACAUUGCUGUAAUGUCACCAGAGACUAUGUUUUACAAUAUAAUUUGUUUAUAAUAUUGCA
Molecule: messenger RNA, 2812 nt
Organism: Mercenaria mercenaria
Lineage: Eukaryota; Metazoa; Mollusca; Bivalvia; Venerida; Veneridae
Exons: 3
Coding region: 41-1327 (428 amino acids)
Biological process (GO): regulation of apoptotic process
Source: RefSeq, a predicted model, not a curated record